Messenger RNA from Galeopterus variegatus (Sunda flying lemur), 7091 nucleotides. RefSeq names its product centriolin (gene CNTRL). Gene Ontology annotation, molecular function: protein binding. The record is from RefSeq and is a predicted model, not a curated record. The transcript has 44 exons. NCBI's taxonomy places the organism in Eukaryota, Metazoa, Chordata, Mammalia, Dermoptera, Cynocephalidae.
CUGAGGGGUAUCACGGGAUCGGUACGGAUUUGAUAGACACCAGCUUGAUUCUUGCAAUGAAGAAAGGUCCUCAACAAAAAUUAUUCUCCAAAGCCAAGAUGCUGCCGUCAUUUCACUCUCCUAGUCCAUCAUCUCCUAUGUCCAAUAUGAGAUCUAGGUCACUUUCACCUUUAAUUGGAUCUGAGACUCUGCCUUUUCAUGCUGAGAGACAGUGGUGUGAACAAGUCGAGAUUACUGAUGAAAACAAUAUGCUUUUGGACUACCAACACCAUAAAGUUUUUGCUAGAGUAUAUUCAGAUCUUACUCAUUAUAUCGAGAAUUUGGAAAAAUGUACUAAACUUGAAGUACUGAAUCUCAGCUAUAAUCUAAUAGGGAAGAUUGAAAAGGUGGACAAGCUGUUAAAAUUACGUGAACUCAACUUAUCAUACAACAAAAUCAGCAAAAUUGAAGGCAUAGAAAAUAUGUGUAAUCUGCAAAAGCUGAACCUUGCAGGAAAUGAAAUUGAGCAUAUUCCAGUAUGGUUAGGAAAGAAGUUAAAAUCUUUGCAAGUCCUCAAUCUGAAAGGCAACAAGAUAUCAUCGCUCCAGGAUGUAAGCAAGUUGAAACCACUUCAAGAUUUGACUUCUCUGAUCCUACUUGAAAAUCCAAUUGUGACCCUUCCUCAUUACCUCCAGUUUACCAUUUUCCACCUCCGUUCACUGGAAAGUUUGGAAGGUCAGCCAGUAACCUCUCAGGAUAGACAGGAGGCUUUUGAGAGAUUCAGUUUAGAAGAGAUAGAAAGACUGGAAAGAGACCUGGAAAAGAAGAUGAUGGAAACUGAAGAGCUUAAGAGCAAACAAACAAGAUUCCUCAAGGAAAUUAAAAGUCAAGAUAAACUGAACAAAUCUUUAAAAGAGGAGGCCAUAUUACAGAAGCAGAGCUAUGAGGAGCUAAAGGGUGACCUAAACAUGAAAAAUGAAUUGCUAAAACAGAAGACCAUGGAACUAACGCGAGCAUGUCAAAAGCAGUAUGAGCUGGAACAGGAAUUGGCCUUUUAUAAAAUCGAUGCUAAAUUUGAACCACUCAAUUAUUAUCCGUCAGAGUAUGCUGAAAUUGAUAAAGCCCCAGAUGAAAGUCCUUACAUUGGCAAAUCCAGAUACAAGAGAAAUAUGUUCAGCACAGAGAGUUACAUUAUCAAUAAUGCCCAGCAAGUACAGAUUAAGAAGAUGGAACCAGAAGAAGGGGAACAAUUUAGAAAUGAGCAUGUGAACUUGAGAGCCCAUACACCACAGGACAUACAACUGGAAGACAAAGAAAAAAUAAGUGCAGCACAAACUCGACUGUCAGAACUGCAUGAUGAAAUAGAAAAGGCAGAACAACAGAUUUUAAGAGCUACCGAAGAAUUUAAACAACUGGAAGAAGCGAUACAACUGAAAAAAAUUUCAGAAGCAGAGAAAGACCUUCUUUUCAAGCAGUUGAGUGGUAGGAUACAACUUGUAAAUAAAUUACGCCAGGAAGCUCUGGAUCUAGAAAUGCAGAUGGGAAAGCAAAAGCAAGAAAUUGCCGAAAAGCAGAAAGAAGUUAAAGACCUGCAAAUAACUAUAGAUAGCCUGGAUUCCAAAGACCCAAAAAAUUCCCAUAUGAAGGCUCAGAAAAGGGGUAAAGAACAACAGCUUGACAUUAUGAACAAGCAGUACAAACAACUCGAAAGCCGUUUGGACGAGAUACUUUCUAGAAUUGCUAAUGAGACUGAAGAGAUUAAGGACCUUGAACAACAGCUUACUGAAGGCCAGAUAGCAGCAAAUGAAGCCCUGAAGAAGGAUUUAGAAGGUGUCAUCAGUGGGUUGCAAGAAUACUUGGGGACCAUCAAAGGUCAGGCAACGCAGGCCCAGAAUGAGUGCAGAAAGCUACAGGACGAGAAAGAGACACUGUUGCAGAGAUUGACCGAAGUCAAGCAGGAAAGGGACCAACUGGAAAUAGUUGCCAUGGAUGCAGAAAAUAUGAGGAAGGAGCUUGCAGAACUAGAAAGCGCCCUCCGGGAGCAGCAUGAGGUGAAUGCAUCCUUGCAGCAGACCCAGGGCAAUCUCAAUGCCUAUGAAGCUGAGCUAGAGGCUCAGCUAAAGCUAAGGAAUGCUGAAGCCAAGCAGCUCAAGGAAGAGUUGGAAAAACUGACAAGGCUUACCCAGUUAGAACAGUCAGCCCUUCAAGUAGAACUUGAGAAGGAAAAGCAAGCCCUCAAGAAUGCCCUUGGAAAAAUACAGUUCUCAGAAGAAAAGGAACAAGAGAAUAAUGAGCUUCACACAAAGCUUAAACAGCUGCAGGAUGACAAUAAUCUGUUAAAACACCAACUUAAAGAUUUCCAGAAUCACCUUAACCAUGUGGUUGAUGGUUUGAUUCGUCCAGAAGAAGUGGCAGCUCGUGUGGAUGAGCUAAGGAGAAAACUGAAAUUAGGUGCUGGGGAAGUGAGAAUGGAGACUCCUUCAGAUGUCUUAGGGAAAAGUCUUGCAGAUUUACAGAAACAAUUAAGUGAAAUCCUUGCACGCUCCCAGUGGGAACGAGAAGAAGCACAAGUUAGAGAGCAAAAACUCCAAGAAGAAAUGGUUCUGCAGCAAGAGAAACUGGCACACGGACAAGAAGAGUUCAGGCAGGCCUGUGAGAGAGCCCUUGAAACAAGAAUUAAUUUUGAUAAGAGGCAACAUGAAGCAAAAAUCCAGCAUUUGGAGAAUGAAAUUCACUAUUUGCAAGAAAAUCUAAAAAGUAUGGAGGAAAUCCAAGGCCUUACAGAUCUCCAACUUCAGGAAGCUGAUGAAGAAAAGGAAAGAAUUCUGGCCCAACUCCAAGAGUUAGAGAAAAAGAAGAAACUUGAAGAUGCCAAAUCUCAGGAGCAGUUUCUUGGUUUGGGUAAAGAAUUGAAGAAAUUAAAAAAAGCUGUGGCUGCCUCUGAUAAGUUAGCCACAGCUGAGCUCACCAUUGCAAAAGACCAGCUUAAAUCCCUUCAUGGAACUGUUAUGAAAAUUAACCAGGAGCGAGCAGAGGAGUUGCAGGAAGCAGAGAGAUUCAGCAGAAGGGCCGCACAAGCAGCCAGGGAUCUGACCCGAGCAGAAGCAGAGAUCGAACUCCUACAGAAUCUUCUCAGGGAGAAAGAGGAGCAGUUUCGAAUUGAGAGGGAGAAAGCAGAUGUAGGUACUGGAGGAGCAAACUCACAGGUUCCAGAAAUCGAGAAACUGAAUGAGACAAUGGAGAGACAAAGGACAGAGAUUGCAAGGCUGCGGAAUUUACUAGACCUCACUGGGGCUGACAACAAAGGAAGCUUUGAAAAUGUUUUAGAAGAAAUUGCUGAACUCCGACGUGAAGUUUCUUAUCAGAAUGAUUACAUCAGCAGCAUGGCAGAUCCUUUCAAAAGACGAGGCUAUUGGUACUUUAUGCCACCACCAUCAUCAUCAAAAGUUUCCAGCCGUAGUUCCCAGGCAACCAAGGACUCUGGUGUCGGCCUAAAGUACACAGCCUCAACUCCUGUUAGAAAACCACAUCCUGGGCAGCAAGAAGGAAAAGAAGGCAGUGGUCUUCCACCUGCCUCAGGAUACUGGGUUUAUUCUCCCAUCAGGAGUGGGUUACAUAAAUCGUUUUCAAAUAGAGAUGCAGACAGUGGAGGAGAUAGCCAGGAAGAGAGUGAGCUGGAUGACCAAGAGGAACCCCCAUUUGUGCCUCCUUCUGGAUACAUGAUGUAUACUGUUCUUCCUGAUGGUUCUCCUGUACCCCAGGGUGUGGCCCUGUAUGCACCGCCUCCUCCCUUGCCCAACAAUAGCCAACCCCUCACCCCUGGCACUGUUGUAUAUGGCCCACCUCCUGCCGGGGCCCCCAUUGUGUAUGGGCCUCCACCCCGAAACUUCUCUGUCCCCUUCAUCCCCGUGGGAGUACUGCAUUGCAACGUCCCAGAACACCAUAACCUAGUAAGUGGAAAGACAUAUGACCCUCUAUCCACACUACAAAAAAAAAAAAUAAUAAGUCGACCUAUUUGUAAAUGUGUGAUAUCCUGAACGCAAGAAAUGGAAGAACUGCAUCAUGAUAUUGAUUGUCUUUUGCAAGAGAAGAAGGACUUAGAGCAUGAAGUAGAAGAAUUACAUAGAACCAUCCGGAAACAUCAACAGCAAAAGGACUUCCUUGAUGGAAAUGUUGAGAGUCUUAUGACUGAACUAGAAAUAGAAAAAUCAUUCAAACACCAUGAAGAUAUCAUAGAUGAGAUUGAGUGCAUUGAGAAGACCCUUCUGAAACGCCGCUCAGAGCUCAGGGAAGCUGACCGACUCCUGGCAGAGGCUGAGAAUGAACUUUCAUGCACAAAAGAGAAAACAAAAAAUGCUGUUGAAAAGUUCACUGAUGCCAAGAGAAAUUUAUUGCAAACUGAGUCAGAUGCUGAGGAGUUAGAAAGGAGAGCUCAGGAAACUGCUAUUAACCUUGUCAAAGCUGAUCAGCAGCUAAGAUUGCUCCAGGCUGAUGCAGAGGAUUUGGAGCAGCACAAACUCAAGCAAGAAGAAAUCUUGAAAGAAAUAAACAAAGCUGUAGCAGCAAAAGACUUAGACUUCCAGUGUUUAGACAAGAAAAAGGAAAAACUGACGGAAGAGCUUCAGAAACUGCAGAAAGACAUUGAGACAGCAGAACACAAUGAAGAUCACCACCUGCAGGUCCUUAAAGAAUCUGAGACCCUCCUUCAGGCCAAGAGAACUGAGCUGGAGAAGCUGAAAAGCCAGGUGACAAGUCAGCAGCAGGAGAUGGCUGUCUUGGACAAGCAGUUAGGGCAUAAAAAAGAAGAGCUGCAUCUACUUCAGGAAAGCAUGGUCCAGGCAAAAGCUGACCUCCAGGAAGCUCUGAGACUGGGAGAAACUGAAGUAGCUGAGAAAUGUAAUCACAUUAGGGAAGUAAAAGCUCUUCUGGAAGAACUGAGUUUUCAGAAAGGAGAACUGAAUGUCCAGAUUAGUGAAAAAAAAACUCAACUUGCACUUAUAAAGCAGGAAAUUGAAAAAGAGGAAGAAAAUCUUCAGUUAGUUUUAGGGCAGAUGGCUAAACAUAAAACUGAACUAAAGAAUAUUCUGGACAUGUUGCAACUAGAAAACAACGAGCUACAAGGUUUGAAGCUACAACAUGAUCAAAAGGUGUCUGAGUUAGAGAAGACUCAGGUUGAAGUGCUAGAGGAGAAACUGGAGUUAGAGAAUUUGCAGCAGACAUCCCAGCAACAGAGAGGGGAGAUAGAGUGGCAGAAGCAGCUCCUCGAGAGGGACAAAUGGGAAAUAGAGCGAAUGACUGCUGAGACACAAACAUUACAAUCAUGUGUUGAGUGUUUGAACAAAGAAAAGGAAGAUCUCCAAGAGAAACGUGACAAUUGGGAAAAGAAGUUGGCACAAACCCGAAGGGUUUUAGCAGCUACAGAAGAAAAUAGCAAAAUGGAACAAUCAAAUUUAGAAAAGUUGGAAUUGAAUGUCAGAAAACUGCAGCAGGAACUAGACCAACUAAACAGAGACAAGCUCUCACUACAUGAUGACAUUUCUGCAAUGCAGCAGCAGCUACAAGAAAAACAGGAAGCAGUAAACUCACUACGGGAGGAACUAGCUAAUGUUCAAGACCAUUUGAACCUAGCAAAACAGGACCUGCUUCACACCACCAAGCGUCAGGAUGUACUGCUUAGUGAGCAGACCCGGCUCCAGAAGGACAUCAGUGAAUGGAUAAAGAGGUUUGAAAACUGUCAGAAAGAAGGGGAGACAAAACAACAACAACUUCAAGUGCUUCAGACUGAGAUCGAAGAAAGCAAGGUCAAACUAGCCCAACAAGAAAUGAUGUCUCAGAGAUUCCAGAGAGAGAGAGAAAGUGAAGAAAAAAAAUUAGAAGCCAGCAAAGUGAAACUGAAGGAGCAGCAGCAACAGCUGGAAAAAGAAUUAACAGACCAGAAAAGCAAACUGGACCAGGUGCUCAAAAAGCUGUUGGUGGCUGAAGAGCGUGUCAGGACUCUGCAGGAAGAAGAGAGGUGGGGUGAAACGCUGGAGAAGACACUGUCCCAAACCAAACGGCAACUUUCAGAGCGGGAACAGCAAUUAAUUGAAAAGUCAAGUGAGCUGCUGACUCUCCAGAAAGAGACAGACUCUAUCAGGGCAGACUUCAGCCUGCUGCGGAACCAGUUCUUGACAGAAAGAAAGAAGGCCGAGAAGCAGGUGGCCAGCCUGAAGGAAGCGCUUAAAAUCCAGCGGAGUCAGCUAGAGAAAAACCUUCUUGAGCAAAAGCAGGAGAACAGCUGCAUGCAGAAGGAAAUGGCCUCCAUCGAACUGGUCGCCCAGGACAACCAUGAGCGGGCCAGGCGCCUGAUGCAGGAGCUCACCCAGAUGCAGCACGAGUACAUGGAGCUCAAGAAACAGAUGGCAAACCAAAAAGAUUUGGAGAAAAGACAAAUGGAAAUCAGUGAUGCAAUGAGGACACUUAAAUCUGAGGUGAAAGAUGAAAUCAGAACCAGCCUGAAGAAUCUCAACCAGUUUCUUCCAGAACUACCAGCUGAUCUAGAAGCUAUUUUGGAAAGAGACGAAAACCUAGAAGGAGAUUUGGAAAGCUUGAAAGAGAACUUUCCUUUCACCGUGAAUGAAAGACCUUUUGAAGAAAAACUGAACUUUUCCCAAGUUCACAUAAUGGAUGAGCACUGGCGUGGAGAAGCACUCCGAGAGAGACUGCGGCACCGUGAAGAUCGACUCAAGGCCCAACUUCGACACUGUAUGUCCAAGCAAGCAGAAGUAUUAAUUAAAGGAAAGCGGCAGACAGAGGGCACUUUACACAGUUUGAGGAGGCAAGUCGAUGCUUUAGGGGAAUUGGUUACAAGCACCUCUGCAGAUUCAACAUCGUCACCCAGUCUGUCUCAGCGGGACUCUUCCCUUACGGAGGAUUCUCAACUUGGACAAAGUCAGAGAACUUGGAAAGAUCUACAAGGUCCAUCAGAACCAGUAAACAACUACUGACACUGAUGCCAUUCCCAGCUUCCUGCUCACAGGGAAAAGGAUGUCUCAGCAAGAUAAGGAAUAGUCUUACAUAAAUAUAUCUGAGGAAUAACCUCCACUACCUCACUAACUUCAUAAUUGGAAUGC